CGUGGGGGUGAACACGGUCCCUCCCCUCAAGCCGAGUAGCCUCUGGCGCCGCCGCAGCAUGGACGCCCUUAAGCAAGUGGUCAACUUCGGGGCUGGGCCGGCCAAGCUGCCGCGCUCGGUGUUGUUAGAGAUGCAGAAAGAAUUAUUAGACUACAAAGGACUCGGCAUUAGUGUUCUUGAAAUGAGUCAUAGGUCAUCAGAUUUCGCUAAGAUUAUCAAUAACACAGAGAGUCUUGUGCGGGAAUUAUUAGCCGUUCCAGAUAAUUACAAGGUGAUUUUUGUUCAAGGAGGUGGGUCUGGCCAGUUCAGUGCUGUCCCCUUAAACCUGAUUGCCCUGAAAGCUGGAAGGUGUGCUGACUAUGUGGUGACAGGAACUUGGUCAGCUAAGGCUGCUGAAGAAGCCAAGAAAUUUGGGACUGUGAAUAUCGUCCACCCUAAACUUGGGAGUUACACGAAAAUUCCAGAUCCAAGCACCUGGAACCUCAACCCGGAUGCCUCCUAUUUGUAUUUCUGUGCCAAUGAGACCGUGCAUGGUGUGGAGUUUGAUUUUAUACCUGAUGUCAAGGGAACAGUGCUGGUCUGUGACAUGUCCUCAAACUUCUUAUCCAAGCCAGUGGAUGUUUCCAAGUUUGGUGUGAUUUUUGCUGGUGCCCAGAAGAAUGUUGGCUCUGCUGGGGUCACGGUGGUGAUCAUCCGGGAUGACCUGCUGGACUUUGCCCUUAGGGAGUGCCCCACUGUCCUGGAGUACAAGGUGCAGGCUGGAAAUGGCUCAUUGUACAACACGCCUCCGUGUUUCAGCAUCUAUGUCACGGGCAUGGUUCUAGAGUGGAUUAAGAAUAAUGGCGGGGCAGCAGCCAUGGAGAAGCUUAACUCCAUCAAAUCUCAAAUGAUUUAUGAGAUUAUUGACAAUUCUCAAGGAUUCUAUGUGUGUCCAGUGGAACCCCAAAACAGAAGCAAGAUGAAUAUUCGGUUCCGCAUUGGAAAUGCCAAAGGAGACGAUGCUUUAGAAAAGAGAUUUGUUGAUAAAGCACUUGAACUCAACAUGAUCUCUUUGAAAGGGCACAGGUCCGUGGGAGGCAUCCGGGCCUCUCUGUAUAAUGCUGUCACUCUGGAAGAUGUUGAGAAACUGGCCGCCUUCAUGAAAAACUUUCUGGAGAUGCAUCAGCUAUGAACACACUCUCACCAGUGUAUUCCCGCCCUUGAACAAUGUACAAAGUUGAGAGUAACUUGGGAAUGGCUACAAAAGCUUAAUAGAUAUGGUAUUUUUUUCCAAACGAAUGUACUCAUUAUAGAUUCUUUGUUGCAAAGAAGAACAAGAUAUCCUGAGUUCUGCAAAGCUGAUGGGACCACAGCUAAUGGCCGCCUUAAUUUAGACUUGAAGUGGAAGCACUUAAACAAUCUUCCUGUUGCUUUUCUAAUGAAUUCCAGACUAUUUUGUCUUUGCUGCUACUUUUGUAGCUAGAUCUCAGUAUUUGAACUUGCCUCAAAUUUAAUUAUGCCAAUUACAAUUAGUUAUUUUUGGAGUCACACAAACACAC
Messenger RNA from Castor canadensis (American beaver), 1538 nucleotides. It is a transcript of the gene Psat1, whose product is annotated as phosphoserine aminotransferase 1. The record is from RefSeq and is a predicted model, not a curated record. Gene Ontology annotation, molecular function: O-phospho-L-serine:2-oxoglutarate transaminase activity; pyridoxal phosphate binding. Gene Ontology annotation, biological process: L-serine biosynthetic process. Lineage: Eukaryota; Metazoa; Chordata; Mammalia; Rodentia; Castoridae. Gene Ontology annotation, cellular component: cytoplasm.